Molecule: messenger RNA, 1119 nt
Organism: Echinostoma caproni
Lineage: Eukaryota; Metazoa; Platyhelminthes; Trematoda; Plagiorchiida; Echinostomatidae
Source: the annotation of a GenBank genome assembly
AUGGCUGCCAAAGGUGGUGGAGAAAAAAAAUCAAAGAAAAAACCACCCAUGCGGAUGGCGAUGGAUGUAGUGAAGCGCAUCAUGUGGGACGAGAAAAUACCAGAAGACUUGAUAACGGUUGGAUACGAGGAUCGUUUUCUUGGCAUAUUAGAAAAGCCUUUUGAUGAAUUUUCCUGGGAACCCUUAGACAGUUUGGACUACUAUAGCUUCGGUGUGCCUGAGCACCGGAUACAAUAUUUUAAGUAUAGGGACACCAUCAUUUGGGAUAAAAGAACCAGAUUGGAUAACGUAUAUGGGUCCACUGGAUCCGGGAUUUCUAUCGAACAAGUAAUGGAAGAUGCGGACAAGGCUUUUCGUCAGAAAAUCGAGGCUUCUAAUUCAGAUGAAGUCGCAAAGAAAGAACGUUGCGAAUCUUCUGAUGACGAUGCUGUUGGUGUGGUUAUUGGUGAAACCGAAGAACCGCUGAACAAUUUGUCAGACGAUGAGGAUGACGAGGGAGCCUUUUGGCAAAACAAAUUACGUCCCAACUUCUUCAUCUGUCAACGGGCAGAUAGCCAGUUGUUGAGAGAAAAAGCUGCUACCUUACAAUCUUACGUUUGUCAAAAAGAGCCACUUCUUGAAAGUUGUUGUAUCCAACCCAACGCCUUACACAUGACCUUGCGGACUCUCAGACUUGAUGAUGCGCAACAGGUAUCCGAAUGUAUUAAGGCUCUAAAACUGGCAAAAGAAGAACUUGAAGAUCUUCUCCCAUCCGCUCCUAUGGAAGUGCGUGGUGUAAACAAUUUUCACAACCGCGUGGUUUAUGCUGCAGUCGUGCCAACGGACGAGCUGAAUUUGUUUGUCGAUCAUCUGGACCUCGUUCUUCGCACGGCCGGCCUAACGAUUCCUGAUGGGCGAGAUUUCGUUCCACAUAUCACAUUGGUUAAGCUUACUCGUCCCGUCGGUCGUCAACUUGGUAACAAUUCUAUCGACCCCGCCCUAUACGCUGACUUCGAACAUUGUGAUUUUGGUGUUCUUCCCCUUGAUACUAUUUAUCUUUGUUCCAUGGAAAAAACCCGUGAUGCUGACGGUUUCUACAUUAGUCCUGCCCAUAUGACUUUUAUGCGCCCUGUCCUAUAA